Messenger RNA from Asterias rubens (European starfish), 2449 nucleotides. RefSeq names its product mitochondrial 2-oxodicarboxylate carrier-like. The coding region runs from base 133 to 1026 and encodes 297 amino acids. The record is from RefSeq and is a predicted model, not a curated record. The transcript has 9 exons. Gene Ontology annotation, biological process: transmembrane transport. Lineage: Eukaryota; Metazoa; Echinodermata; Asteroidea; Forcipulatida; Asteriidae.
UGAAGUGAUUGCUAUGUUACUUUUUGAGUCUCCUUUUUUUUGUAAUUUACCACAAGAUCUGUAUCUCUAUUUUCGUCCUACGUCGACCGUUCAUAUUACAGUGACACAUUGUAAGAUACACAUGACAUAACAAUGACUGUGGGUGGCAAGAUGAAAGAGGCUGGCCAACAGAUUGCUGCUGGAGGUUCAGCAGGUCUUGUUGAGGUCAGCCUAAUGCAUCCUCUUGAUGUCAUAAAGACAAGGUUUCAGAUCCAGGGAGGGCCUCAAGGAGAGAUGUACGGCACGUCAAUGGUCGACCUGGUCAAGAAAAUGUACAGAACAGAAGGAGCUCUUUCAGUCUACAAGGGAAUCCUUCCUCCAAUCUUAGCUGAGACACCCAAAAGAGCUGUCAAGUUUUUCACGUUUGAGCAGUAUAAAUCAGUCUUUCUAUUUGGUGCUCCAUCCCCGACUGCACUGACGUUUACGUUAGCGGGACUCUGUUCUGGUCUGACGGAAGGUUUCAUCAUCAACCCGUUUGAAGUGGUCAAGGUUCGAUUACAAGCCGAGAGACUUAGAUUCUCACAGCAAACAAGUGCUUUCACAUUAGCCAGGAGUGUGUUCAGAGAGAAUGGCUUUGGGCGGAACGGUUUCUACAAAGGACUUACAGCAACUCUAGGGCGACAUGGUGUAUUCAACAUGAUCUAUUUUAGUUUUUAUCACAACAUUAAACAGUACUUUCCAGAAGCAAAGUCUCCCAAGUUGGAAUUUGGUCGCAAGUUUGCCAUCGGUCUUUGCGCUGGAACGCUAGCAUCUACUAUCAACAUUCCCUUCGAUGUUGCUAAGAGUAGGAUACAAGGACCACAGCCAGUACCAGGAGAGGUCAAGUAUAGGACCUGCUUCAAGACUAUGAAGACAGUGUAUGCUGAAGAGGGAUUCUUUGCAUUGUACAAGGGUCUUCUGCCUAAGAUCAUGCGGCUAGGACCAGGAGGGGCCAUCAUGCUUCUAGUAUAUGAACAUGCCUAUGACUGGCUCAAACACAACACAUAAUACUACCCACCGCACAAUGGACCAAGUCAGCUGUUUUUAUUGCAUCUUGUUGCAACCAUCUCUAGUUUCCCUCCAUACGGAUCAGUGUAACCAAACAGAGGCUGGGAGGGAAAAUAGUCUGGUCCCUUUAAAGCAUAAUGACACUAAGUGUUUAUUAUAGUGCUACAGAGUACAGGAACAUGACAAAGAGGGUGGCAGCUUGACAAUAGACCUUAUCGCAAUAACUCGGUGCGCGCGCUGGAGGCGUUGAAUGAGGUGCAUGUUGGUCUAGCAAUCACUCAAGAUUGAUCCCUAGCUAGACUAGCAUGCACCUCAUUCAACAGUUAGCACUUGCGCAAUGAGUGUUUGCGAAAAGGUCUAUGGUUAUCAUUUCUCUUCUGCCGUAAUUCAACUUGAUUUCCUGCCAUCUCGCAAAUUGAAUUCACAUAACUGUAUUAGAAUAAUCUUUGUAAAAUUAUUGCCAUUUUGAAUGCCAGAGGUGAUGAAUUAUAUGCUGUGAUACACUUUAAAAGUGACUGGUUCUAUACCAUGUUGACAAUUUUUAUUUCUCUAAACUGUACAGAUCGGAAUCCCAUUUUGGUUCUAAAUGUGCUGUCGCUACUUCAUAUUGAAAGUAAACUCAACACACAGACUUCAGUAGUGUCAGCUAUUUUGAAGUCCAACAUAUUUGCCGCAGGACUUAAUAAUCAGCAAAUUAGACAGCUGACUAUCUUGUAAUCUGUAAAUAGCUAUAAGUGAAAUCCUGUUUAGAUUUACUAUUACUUCAAUUCUAGUUGGCUGACUUCAACCAACCUUCACUUUGAUCAGGCAAAAUGAUGGUAAAGUCUUUCAGGUUUACUAGUUUUGUUUGUUUCAUCUUGAUUAGUUUGCAGUCCAAAUUGCUCAAUGCUGGUCUGGAUAGAGGGAGAGUCAAGCUGUAGGUCAGUGUACUAGGAUUUGUAGUGUUAAACCCUGGUGUUUUUCUUUACUGCACAACUAAUGAUUUUUUUUUGUCAGUGAAGGAAAAACUCAGACUGAAUAAUAUUUUUAUAUUUCUCAGGUUAUUGGUUUUAAUGCAUUACAGGUAAAUUUUGGAUACUUAAGAAUAGAAAUAAACAAUUGGAGUUUCUUCAUUGUAUACAUAGGAUAGCUUUUCUUGAUAGUUUAUAUAUUUUAUGCUGGUACUGGAUUAAAUAUAUUUUUACCCAAAUCCUUCCGAAAAUCUUGUAAAUUGGUGGAUGUCAGUGUAAUUAUGUAUGAGAGACAUUGGUUUAUAUUUUUUAGCUGUCAAGGAUACGUUCACCAGUAUUUUGCAAAGUUUGUACAUGUAGAUCGCGAAGUCUAGCCAUUUUAAAUCAGUUAAUGUUAAUGUUUUGUACUCCCCAGGUAAAGGCAGUGGACACUAUUGGUAUCCACUCAAAAUCAUUAUUGGCAUAAAACCUGA